Messenger RNA from Cucumis sativus (cucumber), 1506 nucleotides. RefSeq lists its product as uncharacterized. The transcript has 3 exons. Bases 255 to 1382 code for a protein of 375 amino acids. The record is from RefSeq and is a predicted model, not a curated record. Gene Ontology annotation, molecular function: protein binding. NCBI's taxonomy places the organism in Eukaryota, Viridiplantae, Streptophyta, Magnoliopsida, Cucurbitales, Cucurbitaceae.
AUAAAAACACAAAUCAAAAGAACAAAAAAAAAAGUCAGAUUAAAAAGGAGCAAAAUUGCUUUAGAAGUCAACAGUUUCAACAAAUCAUUUAUAAAAAAAGUGGAGAGAAGAAAAUUUGAUUGCUGGCCAAACAUAAACACAAAAAAGCCCCACACCCAUUUGAAUUUGAUGAUCGAUCAUAUAAUUCAAACUUGUUUGAAAGAAUUUCAAAAACCCAUUUCUUCUUUUUGUGUUUGAUCUUCUGAAACACCAAGAUGGGGAAAGCUGGAAAAUGGAUAUUGAAUUUUCUUCUUGGGAAAAAGGAUGAAAAUCAAAAGAAAAAGAAGAAGAAGAAAAUGGGUUCUUCUUCUUCUUCUUCUUUUCCUGAUCACCCUGAAAAUUUGAAGCUAAAGUGGAGUUUUAGAAAGACAUCAACCAAAAGUUCUAACCUUCUUUUAACUCAUCAUCUUUCUAAAUCUGUUAACUCCAUUGACACCAUUCAAGCUUUGAACCAUGUGGCCAUCGCAGAGCAGAGGAAGCCACCAUCAACUGUUCAAAAUGCUGCUGCUACCACGAUCCAAUCCGCCUAUCGGUCUCAUUUGGCAAGGAAAGCAUUGCAUGCUUUAAGAGCAUUGGUUAAGAUACAAGCACUUGUGAGAGGCCAUCUUGUGAGAAAACAAACAGCUGCUACCCUUAAGAGCCUGCAAGCUUUGAUGGCAAUCCAAGUUCGAGCUCGGGCAAGUCGGAUCCAGCUGCUCGAGGAGGAUGAAGAGCUUCCUGAAAGGAGGCGCUGUAAGCAUACCAUUAACACCAAUCUCGAACAAUUAUACAAAGAGAGACUAAACGUGAAUCUCAAUGAAAAAUUGAAACCAUAUAAAAGUAAGAGUGGCCAUAUAAGUCGUUCUCAAAUUGAGCAGAUAGAGAAUGAACAAGAUGCUUAUUGUAGACGAAAUUUUUCGACUCCAAGGAGGCAACUUCAAUACAAAAAUCAAUCCUCCUCCAUGGAAUCAGACACUUCUGAGUAUUAUAUAUUGGUGUCGAAACCAACAGCUGACACAACCUUAUAUUCUAUGGAUCAACAAAGGCAUUCAGAUUUUGUGCCGGAUGACUAUCUCUUAUAUCCAAAUUAUAUGGCCAAGACAGAAUCCUCAAGGGCAAAAGUACGAUCGCAAAGUGAACCGAAACAAAGACCCAAUUCGAACGCACGAAUGAAGAGCAAGCAAAUAGGAACAGCUGACAGAAUCAAUCUAAAUGAUCAAAUCCAUAACUCUUUACAAGGUCCGAAGCAUAAUGGCUAUGAAAAUCACAACCCUUGGUUCAUGAAGCUUUAUCAGUUCAAAAAAACGUCCAAGAACCAAGAUGGCGACUCUACAAGCAGCAAAUUUAGUUAUUCCAACGACUGAUCUUGAUUAUAUUGCUUACUUUUCAUCGAUUCUAUUAGAAUUGAUCAAACUUCAAUGAGAUAUUGUACACUUGAAAUCAUUAUUGACUCCGUCGAAUUUACAAAGAACGACUUCAAUUGUUUCA